UUAAACUCGUCAUUAAUUCAAACUAUGCGAGAAAAAUAGAAUGAAUUUAAUAUUACAGUUUGAAUAACAAUCUCUAAUUUGAUUUUUACAAACUCAUUGUCUUUCGCAUACGUUACUCGAUAUUAAACAAAAUAGUGUUUUAUGACGAUUACGAGGAUAAUCACCUAAAAAAAAAAGUCAUUAACAAGAAAAAAUAAACAAAGAUUGUAUAUUCGUUACAAGGAACAACAAAAAUCAUGCAUAAUUUUGAAUUAAUAUCGCAAGGUGCCGAAGCCUGUCUUUACAAAGGGACAUACUUAGGUAAACCUACCAUAGUUAAAGAAAGAUUUGUCAAAGGUUAUAGACAUCCGGAUUUAGAUAAACGUUUAACAAAAGAUAGAAUAAAAGCUGAGGCACGUGCUAUUGUUCGUGCUAAAUCUGCAGGCAUACCAACACCUGCAUUAUAUUUAGUUGAUUUGAAUCGUCGCAGCAUUUACAUGGAAUAUAUGGAAAAUACUAUAGUUUUAAAACAUUAUAUAGAUGAAAAUGUAUCAGAUAAAGUUAAUGUAGAACACAUUAUUAAGUUUAUAGGAGAAGGAUUAGGUUUACUUAUUGCUAAACUGCAUAUGAAGAAUAUAGUCCAUGGUGAUUUGACGACUUCAAAUAUUCUUUUGAAAAAUAUUUCAAAUGAAAUGUGGACUGAAGAGAAAGAUGCAUUAAAUCAUUUUGUUAUGAUUGAUUUUGGAUUGGCACGAAUUGAUUCAACCGUAGAAGAUAAAGCGGUUGAUAUAUAUGUUCUUGAAAGAUCUUUGCUUAGUGCUCAUUCUGAAGUACCUACACUUUUUCCAUUAAUUUAUGAGAGUUAUCAAAAACAUUAUACGAAUAAAACUCAUUGCAAGGAGAUAGUUAAUAAAUAUGAAGAAGUAAGAGCACGUGGACGUAAACGAUUAAUGAUUGGCUGACCAUUAAUACAAUUAUUUUUAAUAAAGAAUUAUUGCUAUACAUACGAAUGAAAUUUUUUGUCUUAUUUUUA
Polistes dominula (European paper wasp) is the source of this 1012-nucleotide messenger RNA. RefSeq names its product TP53 regulating kinase (gene Prpk). Gene Ontology annotation, cellular component: nucleus; EKC/KEOPS complex; cytosol. Gene Ontology annotation, biological process: protein phosphorylation. NCBI's taxonomy places the organism in Eukaryota, Metazoa, Arthropoda, Insecta, Hymenoptera, Vespidae. The record is from RefSeq and is a predicted model, not a curated record. Gene Ontology annotation, molecular function: ATP binding; protein serine/threonine kinase activity.